UCGGACUAGGCAUGUUGUCCGUUCUCAGCGACUAUUUCUUUCCUUAGCUAUUCUUCGUUAUUUCUGUGGGUGGGUGUGGAUGUGGAUGUGAGGGUGGGUGCAAUAAAAAGAUUCAAACACUCACCCACACCCACCCACAGAAAUAACGAAGAAUAGCUAAGGAAAUAAAUAGUCGCUGAGAACGGACAACAUGACUAGUCCGAAAUGUCGAAAAUAUCGGUCCUAACUAGUUAUCCUGACGUGAAAACUCCUGCAGCUACGUGUGAACUAGUCCAGAAUGUCCUUGAGCUUUGGCAUGUCUAGCUCGUUUGUCUAUAUAACCUGUCCAGAUUAGUUCAUAGAACGGCAAAAGAGCAUUUGUAAAAGUAGAAAUUGUGCCUUUCAUUUCUGGUACUCGUGCUGAAAUGAAUGCAUGCGAACAGUUAUUCUGUUUAAUAUGUUUUACAAUAAGAUUGUUUUAUACAUACAAGACACGGCAACCAAGACAAUCAGUUGCAUGUUCUGAGUAUCAUCAAGCGGAGUUCUCUUAAAAAUACUUUAUAACGAUCAAAAUGACACAUGUUUAUGUCCCAUCAUUUUUUUUGUAUAGCUACUCUACCUUUAACUUUAAUUUUCUUACCAGUCUAAUAAUAAUUUUAGAAACUGAAAAUAAUUACGUGCUAUGUAAUAUUGGAGUGUAGCAAAUUUUGUUUUAUGCGCUUGCAAUUGAUUUUAUUCUGUAUUUAUCAUUGGCAAAAUUACUUGGUUUUUCCCCACAAAAAUAUAUUUACAUGUAUCAAUGAAGCAUGACUUUUUCAUCGCGCAGACGAUUUUGUUUUUCAUGUUUGUGCUCGUAAUCGAAUGCAUUUCGUUUUUCAUAUACUCUACCUCUUCUUUUCUUACCUUACCUUUGCGUUUCGUGUUGUUGCGAUGGUAAAAAUAUACAAUGAUAUUUGCAUAUGCGCAAAUUUGAGUUAUCAUGAUUCAUUGGACUUUGAACUUUAUUCUAAUAUAUAUAAAUAUUUUCUAUCGUAAAAUUUUUUUUGAAAUCGAUAAUUAUAGAAGUAGUGUUGAAAGUUUCAAAAUAAAUAAAUGGAAAAUUUUAUAUUUUAUAUUUUUAUUGUUCGAUGUAUGAAAAACUCUAUUUACCACUGAAACCUCGUUAGAUGCAUCCGAAGAAAGUAUGGCGAAGAUGCUUGAAGAAGACUCAGGCAUGUCGGGAGGCUAACAAUGAAAUUAGCAAAACUAGAGUUUGACACUAAUUUUUUUUCUCAAGUGAAGAAAUUUCAACGUUAAUUAUUCUCUAUUGAAUACUCAGAAAAACAAACCAGUCUAAAUUGCCUAAGAAAAAGCUAAAUCAUAUUCGAGUCAAUGGAGUUUUUCAUAUUUGAUCACCUCAUCGUCCUUAUACAGUUCAAUUACAUCUAUUUGACAAAUAGCAAGAAAAAAUAGUUAGAGUAAAAAAUUCAUAUGACAUAAAAAUUUUCAUGUUACUUGGUGCUGCAGAUGAUUAUGUACUAGCUCUCUUCCUGUUUCUGGAGAAAUCAUGCUAUAAUUUUUUGUCAAAAUUACCGAGUAUUUCAUAAUUGAAGUUACUAAAUAGAGGUUAGAAACUUUGCAUAGAAGGCAACGUUAUUGAAAUUCUUAAUAUACAAGCAAACAUGGAAUUACGUGUUAAGAAAAAUUAAAGAUGAGUCAAAGAAGAGAAACAUUUCGUGGGAACCAUUUUGCAAUAAAAUUAAGUGAUGCAGAACGAAUCGCAUUAAUAGGAUUAAAUAUAGACAAUUUGCUAGUCAUAUUAUGAGGGUGUGAGUGUCUAGCUGCAACUAUGGGCAUGGGGUGUGGGUACGUAUUUGUGUAUAGAAGUAACCUUUCCUUACAACCACACCCACCCUUAUCCAAACCACCCACAUCCACACCCAGAUCACCUCGAAAGUAAUCGAGCGCAGAGUUUCAUGCAACUUAAGAAUAAUAAAAUUUCAUUUAUCAUUAAAUGUCAACAAGAAAUUAAAUAAUUUAGUCAUAGUAGUUGACUGGCUAUCGUUGUAGAUAAAGUAUGAAGUCGAUUGAGAACGAAUUUUUCCUUUUCUUUUCCUAAUAUUAAUAAUAAAUAAUUUUCUUUUGAAAUAUAUAAUAAAUUACUAAAUUAUUCUUAGGAACUUCUCAUGUCCCAUUCGUCAAAUAUGUUAUCCUAUUGUUAUAGCACGUUUUCUAAUGAUAAAUACAAUUAGUAAGCUUUCUUUCAAAUAAUAACUUCAAUUCAUUAUAAUUGUCUUUUAUUUUAAUAGAUCAAUUAUUUGAACACCAAAAUCAAAAUGCUAGUACACGUUUAACAAUUAGUUACCUUGGUUUUGAUAAAAUUCUUAUUCAAUUAAUCACUUAUUCAAAUUUAUUUGAUUUUGAUCAAUUACUAAUUUCAACUCAAAUUGGAUCUAUAGAAAAAAUUUCUUUUAGUCAAACAUUUCAAACAGAUAUUAUAUAUCUUUUAUCUUUAUGUGAACAUGGUGAUCGUCCUUUACGUGGUAUAUGUACAAAUUUACUUGCUACAUUAAUUCAAACAACAAUUCAUCUUUUAACACUAUCAUCAUUAUCAAAUUCAUUUAAUAAUUCUUUUAUUAAUCAAUGUUCACUUGUAUCAACUAAUUCACAAGACAGUUCAAGAGGUAUUCAAUUAGGCAUAUUAACUGAAUUACUUUCCACAUUUCGAUUAUGUCUUAAUGAUAAUAAUGCACGAAUUGAAUUUUUAGAAGAUUCUAUUCAACAUGGUACAAGUUUCUAUAUUCUUGCUAAAGUUGCUCUAGCUCCACUUAUAGAUGAUAUUGAUUUUCGAAUAUUAACUUAUCUUGAACAACAACAACACUUAAAACAACAUUAUCCUGAUAUACGUGUUCGUCAAGCAACUGCUUCGAGUUUUGCUAAGUAUGUGUUUUGUAGAGAUAUUAACUAA
This is a messenger RNA of Rotaria sp. Silwood2, 2926 nucleotides long. The record is from the annotation of a GenBank genome assembly. Lineage: Eukaryota; Metazoa; Rotifera; Eurotatoria; Philodinida; Philodinidae.